AGAAGAAAAGAUGGCCCUGAUUUUAUCGCCUCUUUCUCCUCAACUCUCCACAUUUCCUUCUCCAUUUAAACAAAAUUCCUCACUAACUUACACACCCACCCUGACCCAACCGUGUAAUCUUCUAACCCGACCCACUACACGAAUUUCUUGCGCCACCCGACCCAGGAGGAAAACUGGUUCUUCAAGAGCUGAGGACAACGAAGCCAAGGAACUGGUUCGGGUGUUAAUGCGAAGUAUCAGCGAUAAAGAGCCCUUGGUUAAGACAUUGAGCAGAUACGUUAGAGUUGUGAGAUGCGAGCACUGUUUUCUUCUGUUUGAAGAGCUCGGCAAAACUGAUAAAUGGCUUCAAUGCCUCGAGGUUUUCAGAUGGAUGCAGAAACAACGGUGGUACAUUGCCGAUAACGGGGUUUAUUCGAAAUUGAUUACGGUUAUGGGAAAGAAAGGCCAGACUAGAAUGGCGAUGUGGCUCUUCUCCGAGAUGCGUAACAGUGGUUGUCGGCCUGAUGCUUCGGUUUAUAACGCCCUUAUCACGGCCCACCUCCAUUCCCGUGAUAAGUCGAAAGCUUUGGACAAAGCUCUGGGGUACUUCAACAAGAUGAAGGGAAUGGAACGGUGUAAACCCAAUGUUGUCACUUACAACAUUCUUUUGAGAGCCUUUGCUCAAGCUCGGAAUGUGGAUCAAGUUAAUACUUUGUUUAAGGAUCUUGCUGAGAGCAGUAUUGCACCUGAUAUAUAUACGUUUAAUGGCGUGAUGGAUGCAUAUGGGAAGAACGGGAUGAUCAGAGAGAUGGAGUCUGCUCUUUCUCGGAUGAAAAGUAGUCAGUGUAAGCCGGAUAUUAUUACGUUUAAUGUGCUUAUCGAUUCUUAUGGCAAGAAGCAAGAAUUUGAUAAGAUGGAACAAGUGUUUAAGAGCUUGUUGCGGUCUAAGGAAAGCCCUACCCUCCCUACAUUUAAUUCAAUGAUCAUAAACUAUGGCAAGGCUCGGCUUAAAGAGAGAGCAGAAAGUGUUUUCAAAAAGAUGACUGAUAUGAAAUACACACCAAGCUUCAUCACGUACGAGAGUCUUAUAAUGAUGUAUGGUUUCUGCGACUGUGUUUCUCGGGCGAGGGAAAUAUUUGAUGGGAUUGUCAACUCCGGAAAGGAAAUAAAAGUUUCAACCCUCAAUGCCAUGCUUGAAGUUUACUGCAUAAAUGGGCUACCUAUGGAAGCCAAUAGGCUAUUUGAUAAUGCAAAUAACAUUGGGGUGGUUCCCGACUCAUCGACAUACAAACUUUUAUAUAAGGCCUACACGAAGUCCAACAUGAAAGACCUUGUGCAGAAGUUGGUGAAAGAUAUGGAAAGAGAUGGAAUAGUCCCUAAUAAGAGGUUCUUCCUAGAGGCUCUUGAAACUUUUGGAUCUUUACCAGCUAAUCCAGGUUCUGUUCAAGCCACAAGGCGUGGCAGGCCUGAGUCUAAUGCAAAAACUGCGGUUAAAUUAAUUAAUUGAUUGGUUUGUUUAUUCUCCGGGUCUCCUUCCAACUAAGCCUGAUGAGAGCAACAGAUGGUUUUCGGUUUUGAUUAUAUUGCAGCACCGAUAGACUGUUCCCCCCCCCACAAAAUGCGGGUAACAAACCAAUUCUCCCUUCUGGUUUAAUCCUAAUUCAGUCCGUGUUCGAAUGCAAGGCAUUAAGGCGAUAAAUGUACAGCAUUGCUCAUAUUGGAGGCUUCAUCCAUACCUCAGUUGUAGUAACCAAGAGUUCGGGCAUUCUAUUUUGAAUUAUAAAGC
Messenger RNA from Hibiscus syriacus, 1765 nucleotides. RefSeq names its product pentatricopeptide repeat-containing protein At4g39620, chloroplastic-like. Gene Ontology annotation, molecular function: protein binding; mRNA binding. Lineage: Eukaryota; Viridiplantae; Streptophyta; Magnoliopsida; Malvales; Malvaceae. The transcript has 3 exons. The record is from RefSeq and is a predicted model, not a curated record. The coding region runs from base 11 to 1486 and encodes 491 amino acids.